Molecule: messenger RNA, 636 nt
Organism: Oldenlandia corymbosa var. corymbosa
Lineage: Eukaryota; Viridiplantae; Streptophyta; Magnoliopsida; Gentianales; Rubiaceae
Source: the annotation of a GenBank genome assembly
AUGGACAAAGUUUCAUGGGGGUACUACGUAGGCAAGAGGCUAGACACAUUGGAAACCGUUGACAAGGUCCCAGCCACAAAGUUUAAGGAGCUCAUCAAGUGCAACCAUAUUAGUUCUGUCUGGACAAUCAAACACUUUCAAUUCAAUGGCAUCGCAGAGGCAAGUGGCAGCUUGAAGUCCGGAAAGUCCUCCCAAAAGACUGCAACAUUGAUCUUCAUCCCUUGUGGAGGGCUAGACUGGGGAGGUGGCGGAGGAGGUGAUGGUGGUGGUGGAGGUGGCGGAGAAGGUGGCGGGGGAGUUGCUGUAGGAGGAGGUGGGGAAGCUAAGAUGGGUGGUGGCGGUGGGGUUGACGUGGGAGGUGGUUGUGGUGGCGUUAAGGUGGGUAAAGGUGGUGGUGGUGGCGGAGUUAAGAUGGGUGGUGGUGGUGGAGUUGUCAUGGGAGGUGGUGGUGGUGGAGUUAAGAUUGGUGGCGGUGGUGGAGUAGUGGGAGGUGGUGGUGGCGGUGGUGGAGAUGUCAUGGGAGGUGGUGGUGACGGCGUUAAGAUUGGUGGCGGUGGUGGAGUUAGCGUGGGAGGUGGUGGAGUUGACGCGGGAAGGGGAGGUGGCGGUGGGCUUGUUCUUGGAGGUGGUGGAUGA